CCUCCCGCCCGUCCCUCCUUUGAGUCCCGGACCGACCCAACCGAACCGAAUAGGAUUGAAAUCGUUUAGUAUUCGUAUAAAUUUACAGAUUUAUCUAUUUUUAAUGAGAAUUUAGUAUUAAGUCAAUAAUGUUAAUAAAAAGAAACGGUUGUAAGUUUCGUUAGAAAUUUCCAGAUGGAUUCUGGAGUUUUGUGUGAUAGAUUUUGUCAUCUUACCGCGGGAAAACUCCGAAACGUUUUACUAUAAUGGCCGCAUUAGCGCCAAUGCUUUUCAUGUUUGUUCUUCGAGAAUGAGAAUCUGAAAUACGUUUUAUAACUAUCUUUGAGUGAAACCAUUACUUUGAAAUGGACAUUAACACUGUGAGUAUCACUAUACAAGUCCCAUGAGACAAGAAAUCACUAGCCAGAAUGAGGUAUCAACACAAUUAUCACUGAUCGACGUCCUACUGAGUGACCUUGACAAGACGAUCACGCCAUGCACUAACAAAAAGAAUGAGAAGAAAGAAGAAGAAACACAGGAUGCAAUGCCAGACUCCACAACCAACACCGAGAAAAGUAAUGCCAACCCGUUCCACUGUGGCGAUGAUGUGCUCGUUCCUAACAAAGAUGGACGGUAUUAUUUAGGAACAAUAGUAGAGCUAAGCACAAGCAAUGACAACGACUCGUGCGAGGUGGGCGCGGGCGUGGCGCGCUGCCUGGUCAAGUUCGGGGAUGGCACGCACUCGUGGGCGGCAGUGUCCGCGCUGAAGCUGCUGAGCGCGCCGCCGGCUGACGAUGGCCGCAUUAUGUGUGUGGUGUGCAAGCGGCGCGAGGGGCCCCCGCCGGCCGCCGGGCCCGCCACCAACGCCAUUAUCGCCUGCGACAUGUGCGGACGUGGGUACCACGCCAAAUGCCACUCGCCGCCCGUCGAUGCGUGGAUUAAUGGUGCGUCAUGGCACUGCAAGCGAUGCGUGGACCAAAGGUACCGGGUGGCGGCGGCGGAGAACCGAGCGUCGAAGCGAUCUGACCUCUUCCGGUUUAAGGGCGGCCAACAGCGGCGGCAGCAGGAAUUAACUCCGCCUUGUGAUACUGCAUCGACGACCUCAUCAACCGCAUCAGAAGCAGGCAAAGAUCAGAAUGAAACUCAUUGUUAUUGCGGAGAAAAGAGUGAUUGGUUAGCACAGAUGUUACUUUGCUGUCGAUGUAACCGCUGGUUUCACCAAAGAUGCGUUUCCAGUUUACAGUAUCCGUUGUACGCCGGCGAUAAAUUGUACAUAUUCGCUUGCGCGCGGUGCAACGGCGGCGAGGAGUAUCUACGGCGGCUGGAGCUGUGCUGGCUCGACCUAGCGCACCUGGCGCUCUAUAAUCUGACGGCCUACAACGCGCCCAACUACUUCGACCUUGACACCGUCAUCAUGCCCUACAUAAUGGAUAACUGGCACGCUCUACAGUUGCCCGAGAAGAUGUGGCGGACACCGGUGAACGAGCGUCGAGAGAAAAUCCUGACAGCGCUGACGUCGUCAAGAAAGCGGUUCAAGUGUGGUAGGGAGAUGAAGAAGCGAGCCACUAUCUGGGGGCUCCGGUUCCGUAGGCCGCCGCCGCCGCCCGCACAGCUAGCUGCCCUAGAGCAGAUAAAGAAGGGAGAGCCUCUAACGGAUGAGUUAGUGCGGGAGUAUUCGUCUCGGCUCCGGUUCCUGCCGCGAGCACCCUCGCCGCCCGCGGUGUCCACAGUCGAUGACAGUUUACAGCCUUCCAGUAGUAACAACGAUAAAAGUUCCUAUAAAAAUCAUAAUCAGCGUAUGAUAGUACCCGUCGACGGGCACUGGUUGAAUCUGAUGAUGGGAAAAAGGUUUCACGAAAACUUGAACUCGAAUUCUAAUUCAGAAAACGACUCCACUAGUUCCUAUGAAUCAAUAAAGCCUACCGAAACAGACGAGCGGCCAGCGACCACCAUUUGUACUUCCACUCCUCGAAAGUCUGAUGCCAAAGAUGAUAAUUUAGAAAAAGUUAAAGAAAAAUCCGAAAGCAAUGAAGUUAAAUCCAGUUGUCAAACUCCUCCAGUGCCAUCUCUAAAAACAUCGCUAGUUUCCUGCUCUGUAAAAUUAGAUAAAAUACCCAAAGAUGAAAUAGACGACGCAGACUUGAGCAAAAAUAAUUCUAGUAAGUUUAAUAUCAACUCGCAUUCAACUAGAAUAGCUACAAUGAACUUAGAAAUAUCUAAGCUAUCUACCAAGAAUAUCAUCGAACAUUCCAAAAUCAUGUCUCUGCAACAUAUGGACAGUUUGCCUCCGUACGGUACCAGCUUUAACCAUGACAUGGAAUCUUCUGGCGACGAAACUUCCAGUCGUGGCACUUUAGACGCUAUCAUACCACCAUUAAAAGACUUUCAGGGUAAAAACAACCCAUUCUUAAUGCAGAAUAGUUAUUCAUCCAAAAAGCCAUUGAAGUCGGCGAUGAAUGUUUAUAAUAAACAAAAUGGAAAGCAGAAUAACUUCCAUUCAAGAUAUUCGUUGCCUGUGCAACUGAACCCGCUGAUGGGCCCUCUCGUCCGACCUUUGAAAAGGAAACUUAGCGAAAAAGACAUCGUUAUAGGACCAAAUGGAGAAGUAAAGCGUAGGAAAUAUAGAAGACCGAGAAAGUAUUUACAAAUGCAACAGUUAAAUAAAUCGUGUCCACUGCCUGAUGACAACAAAACCGUCCAGAAUCAAAAUGAGAACGGCGAAGUCACCCCGCAACCCGGACACAACGUGAAAUUUCACGGUAGAAGACUGAGACAAAGACAAGAAAAGAAUUACUACGAGAACGCGCGGCGGAACACGGCUAACAGCGCCAGUAAUAAUAGUGUGAAGAGCCUGCAAUUGAGCCCGCAUAAAACAAAUGGCGGGAGUGUGGAAACGGACGCGGAUCAGUUGUCCAAGUUGAAGUCACGCGUGCAGUCAUACUUCCGCGACGGGCAGACAUUCCGUGUACUCGCGCGCAGACUGGCGCCCGCCGCGUCACCAGCCUACCUCAUUGAGUGGGACUCCGCAACCUAGUUCGCGCCAAUACAUGAAUUUAUUUAAAUAUACAUGUUAUUGAUUGAUGUAAUAAUAUAUUAAGUGCUUGUCUGUAGUCUAAUUUAGUUACAUGUACAUUAAGAUCAAGGAAUGUGAUAUAUUAUUAUUCCAACCGGA
This is a messenger RNA of Pectinophora gossypiella (pink bollworm), 3151 nucleotides long. RefSeq names its product metal-response element-binding transcription factor 2 (gene Pcl). Bases 383 to 3013 code for a protein of 876 amino acids. The transcript has 12 exons. NCBI's taxonomy places the organism in Eukaryota, Metazoa, Arthropoda, Insecta, Lepidoptera, Gelechiidae. The record is from RefSeq and is a predicted model, not a curated record.